Molecule: messenger RNA, 4548 nt
Organism: Motacilla alba alba
Lineage: Eukaryota; Metazoa; Chordata; Aves; Passeriformes; Motacillidae
Gene: CAAP1
Product: caspase activity and apoptosis inhibitor 1
Exons: 6
Coding region: 959-1870 (303 amino acids)
Source: RefSeq, a predicted model, not a curated record
AUAGACUGAGUUCCCUCUGUAACUAAUCUUGUUGGUGGCAGAAAGCUGAUCAGUGUCUUAAUUAAUUGCACAAAGCAGCCACCUGCCUUAAACAGGCUUCUCUGCUGCAAUUCCUAAUUGUUUGCAUCCCAUGAAAAAAUUUCUCCAGUACUCAUUAAGUAUCAUGGAAAAAGUUAUUGUUGUUCCAAAGUUAUUGGCAAUGCCAAACAGCUGCCAAGGGAGGAGUAUGCAGGUCCUUGCAGCAUUGAAACACGUUGAAAGUUAGGGAAAAUGUCAAAAUUAAACAGUAGUUACAGAAGAUAGAACUGUGGAGGCAUUGUAGAAUCAUCAAUGUUGGAAGAGAACUUUAAGUAAUCAUCGAGUCCACCAUCCACGCAGCAUUAUCACUACAAUCAUUAAACCACACCACCAGCACCAGAUCCAGACAUGUCUUGAACACCUCCAGGGAUGGUGACUCCACCAUCAGGGACACCUGUUCCAACACCUGACCACUCUGACAGUGAUUUUUGGUUUUUUUUUUCCUAACAUCUAAUCUGAAUCUCCCAUGCCUCAGAUUAAGGCCAUUUCCUCUUGUCCUCUCACUGCAGGCACGGCAGGAGAGACUGACCCCACCUCACUACACCCUCCUUUCAGGAAGUUUUAGAGAGCAAUGGGGUCAGCCCUGAGCCUCCUCUUCUGGAGACUAAACAAUCCCAGCUCCUCGUAAGAUGGGUCUUCUAGGCCCUAGAUCACCGAUAUUUGUAUAAACAGGUGGCGUGCCCACGAAUGGCUGCAGUUUUGCUCUGGCCUCGCUAUCCCCAAGCCAUCCUCCCGUACAUCCAUCCCCGGGGCAUCCAUCUGGAGCCCCGGGCGCGGCGGCGCCGGAGGCCGCAGCGCGGGGCCGGCAGGAGGCGCUGCCCGCGAGUCCCGCCGGAAGCGGCGCUCGUGUGGCGGCGCGCGGUGUGCGCGCGGCGCGGCCAUGCCGGGCAGGAAGUCUUCCAAGGAGAAGAAGAGGCGCCGCUCGCGUUCCUGCUGCCCGGAGGGAGCCCCGGGGCCGGAUGGCAGCGACAGGAAGCGGCGGAGCACCGAAUCCAGCCACGGUGCCCUGGAGGAAACAAAGUGCAAUGUACUCUCUGGAGAAAAAGUGGAAGAAGCUGAACAACCCAGUGAUAUAGAAGAAGGAGGAUUAGAUCUCACUGUGUCACUCAAACCUGUCAGUUUCUACAUUGGGGACAAAAAGGAAAUGCUUCAACAGUGUUUCUGUGUUAUAGGGGAGAAGAAACUACAGAAGAUGCUGCCUGAUACUUUAAAGAACUGUUCCAUGGACGAAAUCAAAAGACUUUGCAUGGAGCAGUUGGAGCUGUUAUCUGAAAAAAAACUGUUGAAGAUACUUGAAGGCAAGAUUGGAGCUGAUUCUGAUACUGACGAGGAGGCAGAUGGAGGAGACAAGACUGGAGGUGAUUCAGUCAGUCAACAGGACAACAGUAUAGACUCAACUUCUUCUCUGAGAGAAGACAGCAAGCUGGAAGGUCAGGAAUCAAAACAAGGCAAGGGAGAAGAUAGUGAUGUCCUCAGCAUAAAUGCAGAUGCAUAUGACAGUGACAUAGAAGGCCCAUGCAAUGAAGAGGAUGGUCCAGAUGUGCAGGAGAGCACUGUCAGAAGUGGAGCUGGCCAGAUAGAUGACCUUCAGAAGGACAUUGAGAAGAGUGUGAAUGAGAUUCUGGGGUUGGCAGAGUCCAGCCCGAAGGAGCCCAAAGCAGCAACCUUAGCUGUUCCUCCAUCAGAAGAUGUUCAGCCAUCAGCACAACAGCUGGAACUUCUGGAACUUGAGAUGAGGGCCAGAGCUAUUAAGGCUCUGAUGAAAGCUGGUGAUGUAAAGAAACAUCCUUGAGGCUGUUCAGAUUUCAUUUUCACUAUUUGUUUCAAAGAAGGUGAUGUCUGUUCUCUUCAGUGCUACAGUACAUUUGGGUUGGGUGUGACAUUCCUCAUUCAGACUAUAUUGUGUAUCCUGACCUGUGGUUCAGUGGUUUUGUUGCCUUUAGUGUGCUGCUUCCAUGCCAUGCACAGUGGUUGAUGCUUCCCUGAGAUGAGGUGUUCUUGUGCUGUGUCACCUGCUCGGGGAGUCACACCACAUACAGAGCUGUGCCACGUACCUGAUGCCUUCUAGAAAGGUUGUUGUAGAAAUGUAGAAUCAUUGAAUGGUUAGGGUAGGAAGAGAUUUGAGGCUGCUUAAUUCUUCUUGGGGCCUAAGUCAUCAUAGUGUAGGUUAUUCUAAUUAAAAUGUCAUGUUUUGUGUAAAGGCAUAGUCAGUUUUUAAAAAUUUGAGUUCCUAAAGGGAAGGAUUUUUACCUUUCAAAUAAACAGUUGAACAUGUUAUUUUCAGAGUUAUGAAAGUGCCUGAAAGAGACAGAGCAGUUUAUUACACUGCCAUGUAGUUUUGUCGCUUUUCUCCACUCUUAUCUUUUGUAUUAUAACUGAAGAAAGCAGACUUUCUUCCUAAUUGCAAAGUUUUUCUUUUGAAUAUUUGGCAUAAUACUUAGCAAAUCAAACAAUUCAGAAGACCUCGAGCUUUUAACAUUCAGUUGAUGUAGUCAUGUCAUGUCCUCUGAAAGUAGGAAAAUCCACCUAAUUUCAAUAUGCUUUUUUAGAAAAGGCAUUUAAUUAUUUAUGAGGUUUUAAAAUAUAAAUUUUACUUUCAUCCAUUUCAAGGUAUUCCUUUAUAAAUAAAUUGAAUUCCAGAAUUAAUUUUCAUGGUAUAAUAUCUUACAACAAUUAAAAUUAUUUUCAUUUUUUUAGAACUAGUGCUGGUUUUAUAUCUGGCUGGUAAUCAAAGCAUAUUAAAAUAUUUGUGUGUUUGUUUACACAUGCAGAUGUCAAUUUUUUUCUUUAAAGGUAUGAAGUUUACGAUUGUAUUCUUUGUUAAGUAAAAUAAUGUAUUAUGUAUUUUUAUUCAUUAAUUUUCCUUGGUUGUUACUUAGAAAGCCAGUUACAUGCUUUGCAACUGUAGCAGACAUAAUUUCCCCUACUAUUGUGUAAUAUUACUGCAAACCUUAGUCUAUUCAGAUAUUAUGUCUUGAAUUAUUUUAAGGUUUAUAAUUUUCUUUCUGUUCUUCCAUUUUAUCCCUUUUCUUCCUUCUCUUUAUUCCCUUGCUUUUUUUCCUGUUUCCUUUUAAACCCUUUUCUGUAGCAAGCUUCUUGUAUAUUUCUUAAGUACGGUUGAUUUCCUUUACAACCAACAUUACUGUAAAAUGUUAGUGCAGUGUAAAUUUGAUAAUAAACUAAAACCUUCAUUAAAUACAGCUGAUAAAAUUACAGUGUGCUUCUACUAAGUGACUUGGGUGAAGUGCACCUGACUCUAGUGCUAUCCACAUCAUCAACAUUUUUUCUAUUAUUUUGUAGCAAAUGAAGGUUGUAAGUGAAAAUAUAUACACACAAUUCAAAAGGUAAUUUUACUGUCUCAAAAUCUGUGGGUGUUGGCUUUGGUCAAUUGGUGUUUGGUGAACUUGUGUUUUAUUUGAGUCCAGAGAAACUAAAGAAGUAAUCAGAGAAGGACAGCUGGCAAAACUUAGGUGUGCUGUUUUCUCUUUUACAAAGUCAUAGGCUGGUGGAGCUGUGUUAGAUUUCAGAGAUACACUUCAGUGCAGCUGUGCUUGGUAUUGAGUACUUCACCUUGCCUGCUGUGGAAGUGAAAUCUUGCUUGCAAGGGCAUUUCCUGCAUCACCAGAAGAAGCCACAUGUAUGAAGUUUAUUCAGUGACGUUGCAAAACAACACAUUUCACUUGUUUGGCAGCACAAAAAUACUGGUGGAAGUAAUGAUAAACUAGAAUGUAAUUGCCUUCUAUUGACUACUUUGUGGAGGUGUAUGGUAUUUAUUGUUUUUCUACUGGUUUCCCAGGUCACCCUUAAAAGUUUGUUUUAUAGCAUGUUGAACUAAAGGGUAUUAUUUCAAGCUCUGUACCAAGGAGUUGCAAAUGCUAACUUUAACACGUAGUGUGACAGAGAUGAAACAGGUUUACUAUGCAAAAGACUGAGAUUUGUAAUUACAGCCUAAUUAAAUUUUAAAUUAAAAGAUGAGAAGUAUUCCAAGAAAAUUCAGUUAAGCUGUUUAUAAAAAAUAAAAUAAAAAAAAAUCAUGUGAGAUACUUAAUGUGAUUGGUUACUCAAGUGCUAAUUCAUUUUUAGGAUAUUGUACUGUUGCUGCUUAGGUUAAAAACAGAGCAGCUAAAUUAUAUGUGAUCUUGCAUUGAAUUGUAUCACUGAAGAGAUAAAAAAAUACAGUGUAUUUAAAAUAUUUAUUAUACAGCUGUUUUCUUUUUCACUUUUAAAUAUGUCUGUGAUGUGCCCUUGAAAAAUAAAUUUAUUAUUUCAUUUGGAAGGUCAGGCAAUUUUUAUAUAAAAUAUAUUGAAUUAUUUAUGAAACGUUGAAAUAGUGUUACUGGGCUUCGAUCAACCAUUUUGUCAGGAAACAGGUAUUAAACACUGGGUGUUGGUCAGCGUGAAAAAGAUCUUUUGGGGAGGAGGAGGGUUGAUUGUGUGUGUACUUGAUGAAUAAAAAAGUAUGACUCCACA